UCGGGUCCAUUCAACAUCUUAUAACAUUCGCCUGAAGCACACGUUGGACGUCCGUGAUGACUGAUUUUGUACUGAGAGCAUUUCUUAGAAUAUGCGCAGGAGUCGAACUGCGCAAACGUUUCGACGGUUUACGAUUACGAGUGAUAUUUGGUGUACGGAUGUACGAAACAUUGCAUAAUCCGCAGUCACUUUAGCAGCCGUAAUCUUUAUAUUGUACGUUGAAAUGAUACCGCGAUGGAGAAGGAUAUUAUCAAAGUUAUUUAUAAUACCCCAACGAUACGUCUUGGGGCUUAUGGGACUGUUGGCGGUAUGCAACGCGUACACAAUGCGGGUUUGUCUGAACUUAGCUGUCACUCAAAUGGUCAAUAACACUAAGAACGAGGAGUCACACUUCGAUCCCGACGCGUGUCCAGACGAAAGCGAACUUUUGGUUAAUGGCACCGCUAUUAUAAAACCGCAUGCCUACUUCGACUGGUCCGAAUCAACUCAAGGUCUGAUACUAAGUGGGUUUUACUAUGGGUACGCACUGACUCAUGUCCCCGGCGGAUAUUUGGCGGAGAAAUAUGGGGGAAAAUGGACACUGGGUAUCGGGUUAUUGAGUACAGCAUUGUUCACCCUGCUGACCCCUAUCGUUGUGAAUGCGGGAGGUGCAACUUGGUUGUUCAUACUGCGCGUGUUGCAGGGAAUGGGUGAGGGUCCCACAAUGCCAGCUUUGAUGGUAGUUCUGGCAAGAUGGGUUCCACCACACGAAAGAUCUCGGCAGGGUGCAUUGGUAUUCGGUGGUGCUCAAAUUGGAAACAUCUUCGGGUCUUUCAUGUCUGGCAUCCUCAUGGCAGGGGACGGACAUUGGGCCAAUGUGUUUUACUUCUUUGGUUGUUUUGGAAUAUUGUGGUUUAUAUUUUGGAGUGUUUUGUGCUACAGCACGCCUAAUACCCAUCCAUUCAUAUCGGACGAAGAACUCAAGUAUUUGAACGAAACUAUAACGAGUUCAGACAACAAAAGCGCAAGAGAUCCAAUACCAUGGAAAGCCAUUUUGAGAUCGGUACCGGCUUGGGCUCUAUUAUUUGCGGCUGUUGGUCACGAUUGGGGUUACUAUACAAUGGUCACCGACUUACCAAAAUACAUGACGGAUGUCCUGAAAUUCAACAUCGCUACCACCGGUACAUUAACAGCAAUACCAUAUCUCGCUAUGUGGGUAUCGUCGUUUAUCUUUGGCUGGAUUUGCGAUGUGUGUGUAAAGCGCGGUUGGCAUUCUAUAAAGGCGGGGAGAAUCAUAUAUACGUCCAUUGCUGCCACUGGUCCGGCGAUCUGUAUAAUCCUCGCAUCAUACUCUGGCUGUGACAGGUUCGCAGCUGUUGCAUAUUUUAUAGCCUCUAUGGCCCUAAUGGGUGGAUAUUAUAGUGGGAUGAAGGUGAAUGCAUUAGAUUUAGCACCAAACUACGCCGGUUCGUUGACAGCUAUGAUCAAUGGGACAUCAACUCUCUCAGGGAUAAUUACACCGUAUUUGAUUGGACUUUUAACGCCCGAUUCAACACUAGCCCAAUGGCGUAUCGCCUUCUGGAUUUGCUUCGCUGUACUAGUCGGUACCAACAUAAUUUAUAUAAUCUGGGCAGAUGGCAAACAACAAUGGUGGGAUGACGUCAGACGCCACGGUUACCCCACUGGCUGGAAACACGGCCCACUAAAAAUGUCUGAUGAUGACAAAGAGAAGAGCAAAAAGAAGGAAGCAGAAGGCACGACUUUGUAGAAUAAUUCUAGAAUGUACUCGUAAGGACACUUAAAUUGAACAUAUAUAUUUAUUUGUAUAGAUUAAAUAGCGAUAAUUACGAUGUAGCAAUGUUUUAUGUAAUUGCAUUGAUUUGAUGAAUGCUAUGUUUUAAAAGAAUUAAUAUAAAUAAUUUAGCGCAAUUAAACUACUGUUUUAGAAUACAAAAUGAAUUAAAAUUGCGCAGUUUUGUUCUGGCGUAAAUGACACGAAUUCGCUGUCUGCGAACAAUAACGACAGGGCUUUUACUGUUUAAUUAUAAAAAGCGUUUUUUGAUUAAAAGGAAGUGCAUGUUCGCACAAAUGUUUUUAUGCAUCUGCAAACGCUUGAGAUUUUUUUUUCAUAAAAUAUUUCACUGCGCGUUUUUAAGCAAUAAUGUUGCUUUUGUAAUAUUUUCAAAAUCGCAACUUCACUUCAGUUGAAAAGCCUGUAAAGUAUUAUACGGUAAUUUUUUGAAGGAAUUUUCCUAGUGCCAUGUGAAUAAUAGCUUGAAUUUAUAUGUUAAGAGACGCUUAAGAUUAUAUUAACUCAUAUUAUAAACUAACAUUUACCAGUAUUGAAUAUGCUGUGAAAUAAGAUACCGUUAUGUAUUUUUUUAUUUUGCUGUUAUAAAUUAAAUAAAAAAUUACAACAGAAACCUUUAUGUACCUAUUUUAUGGUUGUUACAAGUAGGAUUGUCCUUGACUUAAUAUUAUUAAUUUAUUUAUUGUGUACAUCAAUGAAAGAUAUUUAUAUUUUAUAGCCUUGCCUGUGUGUGCUAAGUAUACUAAGUUAGGUAGCUUAAAUCGGACACAGUUACUUAAUAUUUAUAUAAUUUGAUAAAGAAAUAGAAUAAAAAUGUGUGAUAGAGUUGUACUUUGUGAUAUCGUUUUAAAUCUUUGAAGAAUUAUGCUAGUGUAAAUGUUUAAUUGUAAAUAUAAAUUAAAAGCAUCAAUUAUA
Messenger RNA from Zerene cesonia (dogface butterfly), 2704 nucleotides. RefSeq names its product putative inorganic phosphate cotransporter. The transcript has 10 exons. NCBI's taxonomy places the organism in Eukaryota, Metazoa, Arthropoda, Insecta, Lepidoptera, Pieridae. Bases 224 to 1747 code for a protein of 507 amino acids. Gene Ontology annotation, biological process: transmembrane transport; monoatomic anion transport. Gene Ontology annotation, molecular function: transmembrane transporter activity. The record is from RefSeq and is a predicted model, not a curated record.